UUGUGUUGUGCAUUUUCUUUUUCUUCUCUCUUCACAGCACUGCGAGGAUCCCUUUUUUCUGGUGGAUCUUGGCGAUAUCAGCACCAAGUAUCGAACAUGGAAGGAGCUCGUUCCCCGUGUCCACCCGUUCUAUGCUGUCAAGUGCAAUACGGAGUAUAUAGUAAUCAAGCUGCUAGCCGACCUGGGGGCCUCAUUUGAUUGUGCCAGCAAGAUCGAAAUUGAGACGAUUUUGAAUCUUGGUGUAUCACCAUCCCGCAUUAUUUAUGCGAAUCCAUGUAAACAGAACUCAUUCAUACGCUAUGCGGCAAAACACAACGUGAACACAAUGACGUUUGACAAUGAAGCAGAGCUGUACAAGAUCAAAGAGUUCUUCCCAGAAGCCAGGUUGGUUCUACGCAUCCUGCCUCCAGUUAAGUUUAAGGUUCAGUUUGACUUUGGAGUCAAAUUUGGAUGUCACCCAAAGAAGGCUGCUGAUCUGCUGACAAAAGCUAAAGAACUUCGACUCAAUGUCGUAGGAAUUAGUUUUCAUGUUGGAAGUGAUAUUCAGGAGGCUGAAGCAUAUGCAUCAGCAGUUGAGCAUGCAUACUACGUGUUUGAGUUAGGGCAGGAAAUGGGAUUCAAAUUGGAGCUGCUCGAUGUUGGAGGAGGAUUUCCUGGAGUGGACACUACAGAAAUCACCUUCAGAGAAAUUGCUGACGUUCUCAACACAGCGUUGGACAAAUACUUCCCAGAGGGCGCUGGAGUAAAAAUCAUAGCAGAACCGGGAAGAUACUUUGUGGCGUCAGCCUUCACGCUAGCAGUUAACGUCAUCGCCAAACGCAGUGUACUACAAGACAAAUCAGACUACGAUGAUGGUCAAGAGAUGAUGUCAGCAUCACCGAACAGUGAACCAGAAUACAUGUAUUAUGUUAAUGAUGGACUGUUGGGCUCAUUCGUCAUUCUACUGGUAGUUCACGAUAAGGUCCAAACACAUAUAGUCCGGGAUUGUCAAGACGAAACCACGUUUAUCUCAAGUGUCUGGGGACCAACCUGUGCCGGAUUUGACCUUAUUGUGGAGGACUAUCGCCUGCCAGAACUUCAUGUUGGAGAUUGGCUCUUCUUCGAGAACAUGGGAGCUUAUUCCAUGUCUUUAUCGACGUGCUUCAACGGCAUGCCUCAUCCUUGGUGUUACUUCUAUUGCACUGAGCAGAGCUGGUUUCAGUUAUAUUCUGACUAGACGAAACCGACAAAUAAGGAUUCCUUCAAUGACUGUCCCAAUUCUCAAGAUGGACACAGACAUAGUUUACCUGGCCUGUGAUCAGACAGACACGUGUUAGUAUCUCCUCGCAACUUUGAUCGAAUCUGUGAUUGUUUAUGCUGAAGUUCUGUUUUCUUGGCAAAUAAUUAUUUAUCAAUAAAACAAUUUUCUGUUU
Gigantopelta aegis is the source of this 1412-nucleotide messenger RNA. Its product is annotated as ornithine decarboxylase-like. The annotation marks the transcript as partial. The transcript has 9 exons. The record is from RefSeq and is a predicted model, not a curated record. Gene Ontology annotation, molecular function: ornithine decarboxylase activity. Gene Ontology annotation, cellular component: cytoplasm. Lineage: Eukaryota; Metazoa; Mollusca; Gastropoda; Neomphalida; Peltospiridae.